Molecule: messenger RNA, 1434 nt
Organism: Meriones unguiculatus (Mongolian gerbil)
Lineage: Eukaryota; Metazoa; Chordata; Mammalia; Rodentia; Muridae
Exons: 4
Coding region: 16-1359 (447 amino acids)
Cellular component (GO): nucleosome
Molecular function (GO): protein heterodimerization activity; DNA binding; structural constituent of chromatin
Source: RefSeq, a predicted model, not a curated record
AAAGUGGAAGCGAACAUGGCGGAGGGGGAGGCGCCCAAGGAACGAGGGAGGAAAGGGCAGAGGGAGGCGGGACCAGGGGCGGGGAGGAGGAGGAGGAGCGGAGGGCGGCUGGUCCUGAAUCAGCAGUCGAGGCAGAGGUGGACCAAUCCCGAAAAAGCGCGGGCUCCUUUGAACGUUCUCGGGUCCAAUAGCGGAGAGUCUGACUGUAUAAAAGAUGGACGGCGCCCUACACAUCGUAGCACUGUCUACUGUCUCUUCUUUACUGCAGCCAUGGCUCGCACGAAGCAGACGGCCCGCAAGUCCACCGGCGGCAAGGCCCCGCGCAAGCAGCUGGCCACCAAGGCUGCCCGCAAGAGCGCGCCGGCCACGGGCGGCGUGAAGAAGCCGCACCGCUACCGGCCCGGCACCGUGGCGCUGCGCGAGAUCCGGCGCUACCAGAAGUCCACGGAGCUGCUGAUCCGCAAGCUGCCGUUCCAGCGCUUGGUGCGCGAGAUCGCGCAGGACUUCAAGACCGACCUGCGCUUCCAGAGCUCGGCCGUCAUGGCGCUGCAGGAGGCCUGUGAGGCCUACCUGGUGGGCCUGUUCGAGGACACCAACCUGUGCGCCAUCCACGCCAAGAGGGUCACCAUCAUGCCCAAGGACAUCCAGCUGGCCCGCCGCAUCCGCGGGGAGAGGGCGAGUGAGCCGGGCGCUCACUUGGAGCUGGUGUACUUGGUGACGGCCUUGGUGCCCUCGGACACGGCGUGCUUGGCCAGCUCCCCGGGCAGCAGCAGGCGCACGGCCGUCUGGAUCUCCCGCGACGUGAUGCUCUCCUUGCGGCUGCGCUUGCGCUUCUUGCCGUCCUUCUUCUGCGCCUUGGUCACCGCCUUCUUGGAGCCCUUCUUCGGGGCGGGAGCGGACUUCGCGGGCUCAGGGUUUUCUCAACACGUUUGUUCCAUCUCUGUUGCCAUGGCACGUACUAAGCAGACGGCCCGCAAGUCCACCGGCGGCAAGGCCCCGCGCAAGCAGCUGGCCACCAAGGCUGCCCGCAAGAGCGCGCCGGCCACGGGCGGCGUGAAGAAGCCGCACCGCUACCGGCCCGGCACCGUGGCGCUGCGCGAGAUCCGGCGCUACCAGAAGUCCACGGAGCUGCUGAUCCGCAAGCUGCCGUUCCAGCGCCUGGUGCGCGAGAUCGCGCAGGACUUCAAGACCGACCUGCGUUUCCAGAGCUCGGCCGUCAUGGCGCUGCAGGAGGCGAGCGAGGCCUACCUGGUGGGUCUGUUCGAGGACACCAACCUGUGCGCCAUCCACGCCAAGAGGGUCACCAUCAUGCCCAAGGACAUCCAGCUGGCCCGCCGCAUCCGCGGGGAGAGGGCUUAAAUCUCAUUGCGCAGUCACAAACCCAAAGGCUCUUUUCAGAGCCACCUACACUUCUAUGGAAAGUGCUGGCACUGU